Molecule: messenger RNA, 4018 nt
Organism: Rubroshorea leprosula
Lineage: Eukaryota; Viridiplantae; Streptophyta; Magnoliopsida; Malvales; Dipterocarpaceae
Source: the annotation of a GenBank genome assembly
ACGGGUUGGGGGUAUAGGUGUGGGUGAGAGAGGUGAAGUUGUGUGUCCAUAUUUGUUUAAAUGAAGAUUAUUUCCUUUAAUGUGAGGGGUUUGGGUGGGUUAGUGAAGAGGAAGGAAGUAGGAAAGUUGACAAGAGAGGAAAGGCCGGACUUCCUAUUCUUGCAGGAAACGAAGUUAGAGAGGAUUGAUGUGGGCAUUUGCAAGUUGGUAUGGAACUCUGAUGAGUUCGAAUGGGUUGCGAAGGCAUCUGUUGGAGCAUCAGGGGGUCUGCUAUGUUUAUGGGACAGAAGGAAUUUUGUUAUGCGUGAAGAGUUUUCAGGGGACGGGUAUGUGGGAAUAUCAGGGGAAUGGGGAGUAAAUAAACAACAGUGCAGCUUAAUAAAUGUGUACGGUUCCAAUGAUAGACAGAAUAGGGUUAAGCUGUGGGAGGAGCUGAGGAUGAGGAUGAUAGACAAAGAAGGGUGGUGGUUGAUUGCAGGGGAUUUUAAUGCUGUCAGAGGGCCUGAGGAGAGGCGAGGGAAAACAGGGGUGUGUUCAGGUAUGAGGGAUUUUGAGGAGUUCAUUGUAACAACAGGCCUGGUGGAUGUUAAAUUGACGAAUAGACGAUAUACUUGGUAUAAACCAGAUGGAACAGCAAGAAGCAGACUAGACAGAUUCUUGAUGAGUUCUGAGAUGUAUAAUAGUGGAGGAGAAUGGAUACAGCAGGGGCUGCCAAGAAACAUUUCUGAUCAUUGUGCAAUGGUGUUGAAGUCUAAACAAACAGACUGGGGACCAAGGCCUUUUAGAGUCUUAGAUGCAUGGCAACAACAUCCUGAAUUCAAGAAGGUAGUAGAAGAUAAGUGGAGAGAGAUGGCAGUGGAGGGUUUUGCAGGGUACAAAUGCAAACAAAAGUUAAAGCUGUUGAAAGAGUUCUUAAAAGGUUGGAACAAGGAGGUAUUCGGAAAUAUGGAAGCCCAGUAUGUACAGGCUGUUAAAAAAAUAGAGCAGGUUGAUAUGCAGAAUGAAGUAGCGGAUCUGGAGGAAUUAGAAAUUGUUAAAAGGCAAGAAGGUUUCUCUGAGAUGUGGGAUGUGUUGCGAAGAAGGGAACAAAUCUGGAAGCAGAAGUCAAGGAGCAGAUGGAUAAGAGAGGGCGACGCGAAUACCCGUUUCUUCCAUAAAGUGGCUAACGGGAGAAGGGCGCAAAAUAAUAUUGCUGGCUUAAUGCGUGAGGGGGAGUGGAUUGAAGAUCCAGAAAUAGUCAAAGACGAAAUUGUCAAAUAUUUUAGGAAUUUGUUCAAAGGCGACCCAUGGAACAGACCCAAGCCCGAGGGUAUCAAAUUUCAAAAGAUCUCAGAGGCGAAAAAAGAAUGGCUAGAAAGACCUUUUUCGAUUGAAGAAAUUGAGGAAGGGUUAAGGAGCUGUGACGGUUCAAAGGCCCCGGGACCGGAUGGGUACAACUUCAAUUUUCUUAAAUUUGCGUGGCAAUGCAUUAAGGAAGAUUUCAUCAGUUUCUUCUCGGAAUUCCACCGGAAUGGAAAAUUGGUGAGGGGUCUAAACUCUUCUUUUUUGGCUUUGAUCCCUAAAAAAUUGAAUGCUGCAAAUUUAAAGGAGUAUAGACCAAUUAGCUUGUUAGGAUGUGUCUAUAAGCUAUUAGCAAAGGUAUUGGCUAAUAGAUUGAAAUCGGUGAUGCCAGAAAUAGUGAGUGAAACCCAAUCCGCUUUUGUGGGGGGACGCCAAUUGGUUGAUAGUGUAUUGGUGUUGAAUGAAGUAGUUGAGGAGAUAAAGUACAGGAAACAGCCAGCUUUUGUAUUCAAGGCAGAUUUUGAAAAGGCAUAUGACUGCGUGGAUUGGUCAUUUUUGGACUGGAUGAUGGGUAUUUUUGGGUUUGGAACAAAGUGGAGAGGAUGGAUCAAGGAGUGCCUUUCAACGGCGAGAACUUCGGUUUUGGUAAAUGGAAGCCCGACAAAGGAAUUUGAGGUAGGUAAAGGAUUACGUCAAGGGGAUCCUUUAUCUCCUUUUCUUUUCUUGAUGAUCGGUGAGGGGUUACAAGGCUUGGUACAGAAGGCAGUGGCGGAAGGAAUGCUUCAUGGAAUCGAGAUUGGAAAGAAAGGGAUGACCAUGUCUUUACUUCAGUUCGCCGAUGACACAAUAAUUAUGGGCAGAGCGGACGCGGAGAAUAUUCGAAUGGUGAAGGAUGUUUUAAGAUGGUUCGAACUUAUGUCCGGUUUGCGGAUAAAUUUUAACAAAAGCAGUAUCUAUGGAUAUAAUGUGUCGGAGGGAUGGUUAAAGGGAUCUGCUGGUACGCUACGAUGUGGAGUAGGUCAAACACCUUUUCUUUAUUUGGGAUUGCCCAUAGGCAGUAAAUCCGGAAGAAAGAAGGUGUGGGAGCCGGUGGUGAACAAAUUUCGUGCAAAGCUGGCUGGAUGGAAGGCUUCAACUCUUUCCUUUGGAGGUCGCCUAACCUUACUGAAAUCGGUACUCUCAGCGUUACCUAUUUUUUAUAUGUCUCUGUUUAUACUUCCAAAGUCUGUUUUGGUGGAGCUAAUUAGUAUACAAAGGAGAUUCCUAUGGGGUGGGCCAGAUUUAAAUAAAAAGAUUUCUUGGGUGAAAUGGGAAUGUAUUUGUCGUGAUAAGGUGAAGGGAGGUUUAGGGGUGCUAGAUAUGCGUAGGAAAAAUUGGGCUUUGUUAGGAAAGUGGUGGUAUAGAUUCGGCGAUGGGGUUGAGAACUUAUGGAAAAGGGUGGUGAGGGAGAAAUAUUAUGGAGGAAGGAGAGAGGUCGAUAUUACAAUGAUUGAAGGCCCGAGGGUGUCAAAGCUGUGGAGGGAUAUUAUUAGAAUGGGGGGUCAAUCUUCGAGACUAAAGAAUAUGCUAGUGGAGGGAUUCAAGUGGGAAGUGGGUGAAGGAAAUAAGGUGGAUUUUUGGCUAGAGAGGUGGGUCGGAGAAAAAACGCUUAGGGACUUAUGUCCAAGAUUAUAUGCUCUAUCGGUUAAGAAGGAAGGAAAGGUUAAUGAAAUGGGAAGUUGGAACGAGGGUAGAUGGUGUUGGAGUGUUGAGUGGAGGAGAGGUACCAUAGGACGUGAGAAGGAUGAGGAGGUGGUGCUGGAGAGGGCGCUGGAGGGUGUUCAAGUGAAGGAGGGGGUUGGGGAUGUUUGGAAGUGGAGGCAUUCGAUGGAUGGCAGAUAUAUUGUAAAGAUAGCCUACGACUAUCUAGAUUCUAUGGAAGGAGUAUUGGAGGAACAGAGGAAUAAAUUAAUAUGGUGCCGUUUGGUUCCAUCAAAAGUUGCUUUUUUCGGGUGGCGUUUGUGUUUAAAUAGACUUCCAACUAAAGUAAAUCUUCAAAAGCGUGGGGUGCAAUUGCAAGAGGAAGGUAUGUACUGUGUUUUUUGUAGUGGGAUAGUGGAGGAAGCUAAUCACUUAUUUUGUGUAUGUUAUAAAGCGUGGUUGGUGUGGGUUGAGGUGUUGAAUUGGUGGGGUUUGGAGAGUGUUUUACCCAAUACAGUAAGGGGAGUGGCAGAUUUUUUCAUAGAUGUGUUGGGCAGUACAGCAGGAAAGGAGAUGGGCUCUUGUGUUUUUCUGGCAGCUGCUUGGUAUGUGUGGUAUAGAAGGAACACUCAGAUAUUUCGAGAAGAUGAAGGAAUUCCAGAGAAUAUGCUGGAAAGGGUGCAAGUAAAAACCUUCUUAUGGUUGAAGUCUAAAGUGAAGGGAUGCGUUUUCUCCUUUUAUGAAUGGCAAUCUUGUCCGAUGGAAUGUGCAAAGGAUGUCAAACGGCACAAAAGAAUGAGGAAGCAAUUCUCGAAGGCAAUAGGGGCCCCUAGCUAACGGGGGGGAGGUAUACAAUCUGUGCUUUUACUCUGUUGUAUGGAUUCUAGGACAGGGUGAGGUUUUUGGGUGUGCAGGCCGUUUAUGUUUUGCUGGAACAGAUUUUAAGUUUCUUGUAUGUAGUAGGUAAACUGGGUUGUGUUCCUUGAUUUCUCCGGACUGUACUCUGUUUUUGGGAGUAUUUCUUAUGCUCCUUCUUUAAUAUAUAUAGUAUGUUUGC